This is a messenger RNA of Scleropages formosus (Asian bonytongue), 3686 nucleotides long. It is a transcript of the gene amfra, whose product is annotated as autocrine motility factor receptor a. The transcript is spliced from 13 exons. Gene Ontology annotation, biological process: protein K48-linked ubiquitination; ubiquitin-dependent protein catabolic process; endoplasmic reticulum unfolded protein response. Lineage: Eukaryota; Metazoa; Chordata; Actinopteri; Osteoglossiformes; Osteoglossidae. The record is from RefSeq and is a predicted model, not a curated record. The coding region runs from base 551 to 2389 and encodes 612 amino acids. Gene Ontology annotation, cellular component: ubiquitin ligase complex; cytosol; endoplasmic reticulum. Gene Ontology annotation, molecular function: ubiquitin binding; ubiquitin protein ligase activity.
GUGAGGGCUCGUUAAUGCUGGAUAGCUCUGGUUAAGAGCUCCAGCUUCGGCGCUGUUUGUGUCAAGCAGAAAACGUGAAUAUUGAGUCAAAAACAGGAUUAAGCGAAAAGUCACUUUGUUCUAUUUCUUUUACUGGGAGUGCCAAAUGUUCGACUAGUCGGGAAGCGUAUUAGGAAUGCCGUAUUAUACUUUUGCCGCCUCAACUAGAACCAGUUGAGUUAGCUCCUGAGCUGUUUUCAGACACAGCACCUCCGGCUCGUCUGUGUAAUCUGUACUUUGGAAUGGAGCUGAAGUGGAUCCGUAAUUCUGGUCGGAAGUAGGUGUUACGCAGUUAGGACGCACGUAAUUAACAGUCUCACCCGAGAGUCACGCCCUGACCUGUGUAGCUCUGUGGCACUGGGUACCAAAAAAUAGCCUUUUACGUCAUAAACUGGGUGUAGAACCGUGAGCCGCUUUGCUCCAGACCCACAUGGGUCCCUGACUCUGACUACCAGUCGAGUCGGUACACUUCAGUAUCAAGUCAGGUGUAUCCAGGUGAGAGUGUUCAAAAAUGCCACUACUUUUCCUGGAGAGGUUUCCCUGGCCCAGUCUGCAGACUUACACAGCCUUGAGUGCCGCCCUGCUCGCCGGGAGCGUCCUGAGCGCCUACAGCACGGUGACGGAUCCGGGGUUGGGGCUCUCGGAGGAAGCGGGUGAAGAGGAGCUUUCCGGCUCCGGCGGCGGGGUGGCUUCAGGUGUGCUGUCCUACCUGCUCUACGACAGCUUCUUCGUGUGGGUGCUGGUGAACACAGCUUGUUGUUUCCUCAUGCUGGUUGCCAAGGCGAUUCAGUGUAUAGUGUUUGGACCACUCAGGGUCAGUGAAAAACAGCAUCUGAAGGACAAAUUUUGGAACUUCAUCUUCUACAAGUUCAUUUUCAUCUUUGGAGUGCUGAAUGUGCAAACCUUGGAGGAGGUGGUCAUGUGGUGCCUGUGGUUUGCUGCACUCAUCUUCCUCCACCUCAUGGUUCAGCUCUGCAAAGACCGCUUUGAAUAUCUGUCUUUCUCACCCACCACGCCAAGGAGCAGCCAUGUGCGUGUGCUCUCACUGCUGGUGGCAGUUUUGGUCUCCUGUGGCAGCAUGGCAGUACUCUGUGGGCUGGUGGGGGUUCCGCAUGGCCUCCACACAGUGGCCUUCAUGGCUGCAGAGUGUCUGCUCGUUACUGUCCGCACUGGCCAUGUUAUCAUGCGCUAUACCAUCCACCUGUGGGACCUGAAUCAUGAGGGUACCUGGGAGAGCAAAGGCACCUAUGUGUACUACACAGAUUUCAUCAUGGAGUUGGCCUUGCUGACCCUGGACCUAAUGCACCAUAUCCACAUGCUGCUCUUCGGCAACAUUUGGCUGUCUAUGGCUAGCCUGGUGAUCUUCAUGCAGCUCCGCUACCUCUUCCACGAGGUUCAGCGGCGCAUCCAACGCCACAAGAACUACCUACGUGUUAUCGAUAACAUGGAAUCCAGGUUUGAGGUGGCCACCCCAGAGGAGCUGGCUGCCAACAGUGAUGACUGUGCCAUCUGCUGGGAUUCUAUGCAGGCUGCACGCAAGCUUCCUUGUGGACAUCUCUUUCACAAUUCCUGUCUGCGAUCCUGGCUAGAACAGGAUACUUCCUGUCCUACAUGUCGCAUGUCUCUGAACAUCAACGAGGGUGACCAGGCUCAGGGGGAGCGGCAGAGAGAGGCCCUGGAGGACAACAUGGGCGCUGUGCCUGGAGCAGAAGCCCGACCUCUUCACAAUCAGCACAACCACUUCUUCCACUUUGAUGGAUCCCGCAUUGCCAGUUGGUUGCCAAGUUUUUCUGUGGAGGUCAUGCACACCACCAACAUCCUGGGAAUGGUUCAGGCCAACAAUUAUCAACUGAAUGUCAUGGCACACCAGAUCCAAGAGAUGUUUCCCCAGGUGCCCUAUCACCUAGUGCUGCAGGACCUACAACUCACGCGCUCCAUGGAGAUUACUACUGAUAACAUCCUGGAGGGUCGCAUCCAGGUGCCCUUCACUGCACCGCCCAGUGAGCGGCCCUCCGUCCAGGAGAGCUCCACCUCAGAUGAGCCUCUGGAGGCCAGUGGCGGGACAGUGGAUGUCUCACCAGGCCAAGUGCCUGACACAGAGAUCAGGGGCAACCGCUUCUCCAAGUCAGCAGCAGAGAGGCAAAGGAUGCUGCUACAGAGGAAGGAGGAACUGCUGCAGCAAGCACGCAGGCGGUACCUGAGCAAGAGCCCUGAGGAAGAUGAUGAUGAAGAUAUCUUAACCAGGCUGGAGGACAACUCCCCUGGGUCAGACUUGGCUUCAAUGCGCCGCCUGAUGCUAGCUGCCGCUGCAGAGCGCCGGCUGCACAGGCCCCAGGACUUGUCCCAGUGAGGUUGGAGCAGGAAACCACUGGGAGUGUAUCUUCACACCAGCAACAGUCUCCUUGUGUGUGUGUGUGCGCGUGCACUAGAGACUGACUCUUAGAGGUCCAGACUUUGGAAUUGUGGGGCUCCGAGUGCUGUUCUUUGAGAAUUAGUUAUUGGCACAGAAAUGCUGCAUCUGUAGGUUUCUUAUGCACUGUUAAUUACCUCUGAAAGUCUUUUUUCCAGAAACAUGAAAAAAUCAAAUUUAAAGCCUGAUAAACUCAUUGCAAUACAUUUUGUUGCCUGGAACCCUGUAAUUCUAAAUGUCGAAAUCCUGAUGAAAGAAAAAUUUCUCCUGCUGUUCUUUCUUUUCCAAAAUAUGUUGGAACAGGCAUGAUAUUUUGCUAGGCUGUGACUUUGGUAUGCUGCUUUGGGUUGCUUUAGCAAGAAAACCUUUUCAAGAGCCCAACUAUGUCUUGGGAGUUCAAACCUUUAAUUUUCAACCCAGGAAACGCACCCCAUCGAGUAUAGGAGCUGUGUAGCGAGCAGGUUGUCUCAUACGUACGUUCCAUACAUUAUGGUGAGAUGGACAUGUGCAAACCAUUUUCUGAUUGUGACCAGUUGGGUUUUGGUUAGAAUCAGGACCAAUGUUAUAAUGGUAUCUCAAGAGAAAUUUUUAUUUUGAAAAGAUGUUAAGAAUCAGCUGUAAAUUUAAAAGAUGCUGAAGGUUUUUUUUCUUUGUGUUGAAGUUUCUUUUUGUAAUAUGAAUGUACUUUAAUACAGAAGGCUUUAAUAGAAGUUGCCCUGUGCUUAGGACAUCUUCUGCAUCUUUUUAAAUUUAUUUGGAUGUGCAACUCUUUAAAACUCCAGACAGAUGUGAUCUGGAUAUAUAAAUUUUAUUGGAUGGAAGAUGGAAAACAUAAUAUUGAAAUUUCUAUAUAACUUUGUCCGCAGAGAAAUAUAUUUGUGCACAGUGUUAAUGCCUGAUGGUCAAGGAAUAUGCUUAACUGAAUAAGAAACGUGAGGCUUUGAAAUGCUGCAAAAAAGAUGGAAAGUGAUGAUGGAAAGUACUGUCGUUAGUAUUGAGCUCCUAACAGCAUGAGCGGUUUGUACAUGGUAUAGUGUGCCAGAAGUGAAGAGGUUGUAAACCACAGUUGUGUGAAAGGGGUAUGUUUCAGACAGGUUACAUGUCGCUGUUUUUAUUGCAGCGCCUGUGUUUGCCAAGACAACACUGAUCACACAAAGUGUCUGUAUGUACCUGUAUGCAGCAUGAAUAUUUUACACACAUAAAAAGCAAUUGUUUUAUUUCCCCCCCCCCCUUUUUU